Messenger RNA from Cottoperca gobio, 2547 nucleotides. It is a transcript of the gene npy7r, whose product is annotated as neuropeptide Y receptor Y7. The record is from RefSeq and is a predicted model, not a curated record. Gene Ontology annotation, biological process: G protein-coupled receptor signaling pathway. Bases 82 to 1233 code for a protein of 383 amino acids. The transcript has 2 exons. Lineage: Eukaryota; Metazoa; Chordata; Actinopteri; Perciformes; Bovichtidae. Gene Ontology annotation, cellular component: membrane. Gene Ontology annotation, molecular function: neuropeptide Y receptor activity.
UGGGAGGAGCUUCGGGAUUUUCCCCCUUGUUUCACGCCACUUUCAAGUGAAGACUCGUUUGCCAAAGAAGAUAUUGGGGGAAUGGUGUUGGCACAGCCUCAAUCUCUACCAAUAAAAAUGAGCCCAUCAGACACAUCCAACACCACAAGCGAAGGGGAGGCUGGAGAAACUGACCCCUGGUUUCUACUCAACAACAGCAUGGGUUUCCACCCACCUGGUUUCCACACUGAUGUCACCAAACACCUUGGAGUCCAGAUCACUCUGAUCACAGCGUAUUCCCUCAUCAUUCUGCUGGGGUUGCUGGGUAACGCUCUUGUCAUCUACAUGAUCAUUCGCUACAGAAACAUGCGAACAGUGACCAACUUCUUCAUAGCUAACCUGGCCCUGGCAGACCUCCUGGUGGACACUCUAUGUUUGCCCUUCACUCUGGUUUACACUUUGCUAGAUGAGUGGAAGUUUGGGGCUGUGUUGUGCCACAUGGUGCCGUUUGCCCAGGCCCUGAGUGUGCAUGUAUCCAUCCUGACCUUGACUGUCAUCGCUCUGGAGCGUUACCGGUGCAUCGUCUUCCACCUUGGCCGGCGCCUCACGUGGCACUCCAGCUUCCUCAUCAUGGCAUUCACCUGGACUAUGUCUGCUGUUCUGGCAGCUCCCCUGGCCAUCUUCAGAGAGUACCGCCAUGAAGAGAUCCCUUCCAUUAACCUGCGUAUCGCUGUCUGCUCUGAGAAGUGGCCCCACGGGACCAGCAGGGACGGAGUCAUCUACAGCCUCUCAAUGCUGCUCCUACAGUACAUUCUUCCUUUAGCCAUCAUCAGUUACGCUUACAUCUGCAUCUGGGUCAAACUGAAGAACCAUAUCAGCCCUUCCAGUCGUAGCGACAGCAUCAACCGCCGCAAAAAGACCACAAAGAUGUUGGCGCUGGUGGUGGUGGUGUUUGCUAUCUGCUGGCUGCCGUUCCAUAUUUUUCAGCUGGCCAGUGAUCUGGACUUGGUGCUCAGGUUUAAGGAGUACAAACUGAUAUACACUGUGUUCCAUAUCAUAGCUAUGGGUUCAACUUUUGCCAACCCUGUCCUGUAUGGGUGGAUGAAUAAAAACUACAGGAAUGGCUUCCUCAUGGUCUUCCGUUGUGAGGAUAAGCCAAAUGCCUUCCACCCCGAAGGUUCGUUUAGGACACGCUCCACAAGAAGGCUGACUAUGAAUGGGCGUAAUGGUGGACACCCUCCUACUGCUGUAUAACCCAAUUUGAAAAAGCAAGUAAGACGUCACUGAACACAUUGAACGCACCUCAAGUUUGUGGUGCUUUUGGUUAAAAAUGGCCUGAUCUUGAGUAUCUCUAUGACUGGAGAAGGCUCAAAGCUUUGCAUGCAAAUUGCUUUAUGUAAGGCUCUUCUUUCCUUCGUGAAUGGUACUCGUGAAAAUACAUCUGUCGAGCUUAUUCAAAUAUGUGUUUAAGAUGUUUAUUCGGCUGUUAAUGAACUCUGUACAAUGUAAAAUGUGUUUCCUGUAAAUGCAGAACUCUUGUUGGUAAGUAAUUAUUUAUACAGUCCAUUGCAUUAAUCGCCUGAGACUAUUAAUGUGUUCAUACUUGCUGAAGGGAAGAAGGUGAUUAUUGUGAGGGAAGAAAUGAACAAGUUACAUUUUUCUCACUUGUUCUUCUAUUUGUUGGCUGUUUGUAACAUUUGGAUGAGUUUCACUUAAUUCAUCCAAAUGCUGCGUUUUUAGAUUAAUUCAAAGGUUCUUGAAGAGUAAUAUUUAGUCCUCCUCAAGGAAUCCGGAGGAGGUGUUCAUCUGUCCAACCAGGAAGGGAAUUGUGUUCACCUGGCAACCAGCUGUUCUCGAUUAGAUGUGCCAGCUGUGUCCAAAGGGAUGGAAUCGAAAACCACUGAACUGUGUGGAGUGAGACUUUUUGACAUGUUUAUCAUUUAAUGUGAGCAACUGCUUUGAGGAAGUGAAAAAAAUGGAUUUGAAGGAAGACACAAUGUAUAAUUCUACACUCAGCUGCAGAAGUGACCUUUAUGGUGGUCUUUUAACAAUGAACACAGGAACAGUAAUCAACCACACAGCCUCUGGGCAUUCAUACUGAGCACCCGCUGCACAUAUAACUCCCAGACUAUAUUUGAACAUCAGGAGAAGUUAUGUUUUGUGUGUCUAAUAGUCAGACCCUGGCUUGGAUAAAUCUUGGAUGAGUGGUAAGUCAGUCAGUCUGUCAGAUCUGGUCUGGGUGCAUAUAAAACUCAAAAUAGUGGCAUAUUACAAAAUGUAUUCAACACUGACACCACUCAACACUUUUGGGGGGGAGUAGUCUGUGCCGUGGAGCAUGUGCCCUCCAUACUUAAUACAAUAAUAUAGGAAAGAUAAACUUACCCUGAACCUGACAGCUGGAAAAUCCAUCUAUAGAUGGGACAACAGUCUAGUCAUAGAGGGAAAAUAUAAGUAUUUUUGAGAAAAGAAUUUAGAUUAAUUAAAGUCCUCCAUAUAUCGUUCGGACUUCAUUUUGAACAACGCGGAAAAAGAACCAUUGGGUCAGAAUAACACCAAAUAAAGCAUUUA